Molecule: messenger RNA, 525 nt
Organism: Penicillium brasilianum
Lineage: Eukaryota; Fungi; Ascomycota; Eurotiomycetes; Eurotiales; Aspergillaceae
Source: the annotation of a GenBank genome assembly
AUGCGCCCAACACUCUUCAUCUUCUUCUUUCUCUCUCUCGCCUUCGGCGCCGCCACUACUCUAAACAUUACCGUCAUCAACGCCCAAAACAACAGCUCCACCCUCGAAUGCUGGGCCCUCGAGCCAGGAUUCCAGACUUCCUCACAAGCUGGCACAUCAGGCACUCAGGCAUUGAAUCUAGGUCCCAUCGGAGGCGCGGGUGUCAAUGCGACGUAUACCGUCCUUCCGGCAGGCUUUGACGGGGGGAGACACAAUGCUCCCGCGAAGCAAUGGGUAAUAUUUCUCUCUGGGCUGGCACAUAUCACCCUCCCCAACUCAACAACCGAAGCCUGGAUCACCGGUGGCAGGUACGGGGCUAUCCUUGCUCUGGAUACGGUGGAUGUUAGUGGAUUGGGCCAUAUCACUAGAUACCCCUCGACGGGGGAGACGGUUGCCGUACAGAUUCCACUUGGUGAAGCUGGUGUAGUACCCGGGCAUGAGGUUUUGUAUGAGGGAGGCUGUGUUGGGGAAGAGAUUUCUGAGUGA